This is a messenger RNA of Rubroshorea leprosula, 962 nucleotides long. NCBI's taxonomy places the organism in Eukaryota, Viridiplantae, Streptophyta, Magnoliopsida, Malvales, Dipterocarpaceae. The record is from the annotation of a GenBank genome assembly.
AAUUUACCCAAAUUUCUUUUCUUAUUAUAUCCAAAUGAAAUUGAUCUUGGGGAGACAUCUUUGGAUCCUGCAUGAGUAUUGGGCAUCAAAUGUACAAGGUGGGUCCCACGAUCACUAGAAUAAUCUUGGAUCCCCAAACAGUCAAGCAUUGGUCAAAUAAAAGUAUGAAUGUCGGUAUUCAGUAUAGUAGCAAAAAAUUAGUAGUAGAAGCAGAAAAGGAAGCACGGAGUUUCCAACAAUGUCCGCCUCUGCCUCUACCUUCCUCAUCUUCUCCUGCUUCGCGCUGAUCUUCGCUACCGCCUCCGCCACCGACCACAUUGUUGGUGCCAACAAGGGCUGGAAUCCCGGAAUGAACUAUACCCUUUGGGCCAACAACCAGACCUUCGUCGUCGGCGACCUCAUUUCAUUUAGGUACCAAAAGACACAAUAUAAUGUGUUUGAAGUGAACCAAACUGGCUAUGACAACUGUACCACAGAAGGAGCAAUAGGGAAUUGGAGCAGUGGCAAGGAUUUUAUACCUCUGAAUAAGUCCCAGAGGUAUUACUUCAUUUGUGGUAAUGGCCAAUGCUACAAUGGCAUGAAAGUUUCUGUUCUUGUCCAGGCCCUGCCUCCAGGACCAUCUCCCUCCGCUUCUUCCAAUGGGACAUCAUCAAAUUCCCCUACUCCAAUGGUUUUGGAGAAGAGAUUUGUCGGUUUGAGGGUGUUGGUUAUCACAUUUGCUUCAAUCUGGUUAACCGAGUUAGGGCUAUUUGAGUUGUUGAUGAAGUGAUCAACAUGUAUUCUCUUCACAAACUUUCCUUUCAUUUUUUUGCUAAUUAGCUUUUUAUUUUAGCUUUGGCACUAGUCUAAAUCUUGUAUGUUUUAUGUUUGAAUCCUACUAAAGUACUAGGAAUCAUUGGUGAUUCAAGUGUCUAUCUGUAUAACAUUGUUUAGUUUCCUUUCAAGAAAUGUUGCAGCGUUCA